GAUAACUUCAACAUGUCUGUAUUACGGAAUUUGAAUCGAAAUAUAUUCGUACUUCAUAAUAUACGCCAUGGCAGGAAUGUACGUAAUAUCACCACACUGAAUUCUUCACAAUCGCUAAAAUCUUACGAGGAAAUUCCUGGAUUAUCGUCUCUUCCAUUUGUAGGACCGUUGCGCCACUUUCUCCCUGUUGUUGGUACCGUGGGACCGCAGAAUACUUUAUAUGACUUGUGUAAGGUUCUUUACGAGAAAUUUGGACCUAUUGUGAAACUGGAUGGUAUGUUUGGAAGGGCGAACAUGUUGAUAUUGUAUGAGCCGGAACACUAUGAUCAGGUAUUCAGAUCAGAGGACGUUACUCCGUCUCGCCCGGGUUUCCAGACUUUAGUAUAUUAUAGAACAAAGUUAAAGAAAUCGAGAUUUGACGGCGUUUAUGGACUAACUACGGCUGAAGGUUCACAAUGGCGCGAUUUCAGGAGUAAAGUGAAUCCGAUAUUUUUAAAACCGAAACUAGUAAAGCUUUACGCACCAGCGCUAAGUGAUAUAGCAGAUGACUUUAUAUCCAGAUUACUAAAAAAUUCGGAUAACAAUGAAUUAAUGAAUGAGAAAUUCCACGACGAUAUAACAAGAUGGUCUUUGGAAUCAGUAGCUUUCGUGGGUCUAGGAAGUAGAAUAGGUUGUCUACGGGACAACUUGACAGACGACGACCCAGCUUUGACACUGAUCAAGUGUGCGAAAGAAGUUGUAGAAUACACUUGGGAGUUGGAGUUCAAGCCAAAUCCGUGGAAAUAUGUAUCAACACCGACGUUUAGUAAAAUCAUGGACACGUAUGAACGCCAGUGGAAUACAAGUGCCUUAUUCAUAAAAGAAGCUCAAAGGCAGAUAAAUGAACGAGGCCAUGAUAUUCCGGAUGAGGACAAAAGUAUAAUUGAAAAGCUACUAGCAGUCGAUGAGAAGGUUGCUAUUAUGAUGGCCAGUGAAAUGUUGUUAGCAGGAAUAGAUUCUGUGGCUUUCGGAGUUACGGGCCUAUUGUAUAAUUUGGCAAGUAACCCAGACGUCCAGACGAAACUUCGUGAAGAAAUCAAUUCUUCUUCGCCGAGUAGAAGAUACUUAAAAGCAUGCAUAAAAGAGUCACAGAGAGUACAACCAGUCGUAUCAGCCAAUUUACGGAGAACUACAAAGGACCACAUCGUUUCCAACUACCAUAUCCCUGCAGGGAUUGAUAUCCUGUCUCCGAACGAGGUGCUAAGUAAAAUGGAGAAACAUUAUCCAAGAGCUACAGAAUUUUUACCAGAGCGAUGGUUAGUUGAUAAGUCAGACCCAUUAUAUCAUGGCAACACUCAUCCCAUGGUCACUCAGCCCUUUGGCUUUGGUGUGCGCUCGUGUAUUGGAAGAAGAAUAGCUGAAUUGGAGAUUGAGAUUCUAAUAGAGAAAAUGAUACGGAAUAUGAGUGUGGCCUGGACCGGUCCGCCUCCACGAAAGAUCACCAGAGUCACAAAUGCCUUUGAGAAACCUUAUCAUUUUAAGUUUGAGCGUAUUUAAAUGUAUGCGAUUACUCGCAUAUAUGUGUGCAAAAUGGUAAUUAAAAAAUAAAUGUUGGUAUUACUUGUAAGUAUGAAAUGCAAAUGA
Messenger RNA from Zerene cesonia (dogface butterfly), 1623 nucleotides. RefSeq names its product cytochrome P450 CYP12A2-like. The record is from RefSeq and is a predicted model, not a curated record. The transcript is spliced from 9 exons. The coding region runs from base 13 to 1536 and encodes 507 amino acids. Lineage: Eukaryota; Metazoa; Arthropoda; Insecta; Lepidoptera; Pieridae. Gene Ontology annotation, molecular function: heme binding; oxidoreductase activity, acting on paired donors, with incorporation or reduction of molecular oxygen; iron ion binding.